UUAAAUUGCAGAUUACUAGAAUUAUAACCAAAUGUCGUUACAUUCUAUUGUAUACAUUGUCAUGACUCAGUUGUCUUUUCUUGUUUAAAGCUCCAAGCUGCCAAGGUAGAAAUCGAAAGACUGAAAAUGGCAGUGAAGGAGAUCAGUGCAGCAGACAAUGGCAACACCAAGAAAUAUGAGGAGGCAAAACAACGUCUUCAGCAGCAUGACAUGGUUGUUGCUCGAAACAUGUUUCUAGAAGAGGCCCUUGAACAGGCCAAUGCAAAAAUAGAGGCACUUGAAAAGGAAAACAUCGCAUUAAAAGCAGAGAAGAAAACAGAAAUUUCUCUAGGGCAGAGUGACAAGUGUCUUCAGACAGACAUACUGGAUAAAGAGCCAAGAGAAAACUAUCACGGAACAGACUUCAAAAGCAGGGAUGAAGCAGACAAAUACAAUGAAUCAGUGAACACCAAAAGUGGAAACAAAAGAAGACGCAAAAGAGGCAAAAAAGGUGCCAGAAAGGGAAAUGUGGUAGCAGCGCAAAGUGAGACAGCGGAGAGCUCGUCUGCUAAAGAAUCAACUAGUGAUGAUUUACUUUCGGAGGAUGCAAGCAUUGGAAAAUCGACAUGUGCUGGUGACAAAUCAGCCUUAGAUGACACAGACCAUCGCAUUGCAACUCAAGCCAAAACAGAAAGUGACAAAUCAGUUGAUGCAAAAGAGCCAUGCAGCGCAACCCUGAUCCCCAUGGAAAGUGACAAGUCAGCCAUUGAUGCCAAAGAGCCAUGCAGUGCAACCCAGACCCCCACGGAAAGUGGCAAAUCAGCUGUUGAUGCCAAAGAGCCAUGCAGUGCAACCCCGAUCCCCAUGGAAAGUGACAAGUCAGCCAUUGAUGCCAAAGAGCCAUGCAGUGCAACCCCGAUCCCCAUGGAAAGUGACAAGUCAGCCAUUGAUGCCAAAGAGCCAUGCAGUGCAACCCUGACCCCAAUUGGAAGUGGCAUAUCAGCUGUUGAUGCCAAAGAGCCAUGCAGUGCAACCCCGAUCUCCAUGGAAAGUGACAAGUCAGCCAUUGAUGCCAAAGAGCCAUGCAGUGCAACCCUGACCCCAAUGGGAAGUGGCAUAUCAGCUGUUGAUGCCAAAGAGCCAUGCAGUGCAACCCCGAUCUCCAUGGAAAGUGACAAGUCAGCCAUUGACGCCAAUGAACAAGCCGGUAUUACCCAAGCCACAAGGAAAAGUGGAAGAGAUUCAAAUGAGAAUAGUGGCAGUGAAAUUAUCAAGAAAUCCAACAUCAAGAAAGCAGAUAAAAGCUCGAGGUAUCUUGACGAUAAGGCUACUACACAAAGAAGUAUCGUGCUUGAAAAAUCCUGUCAAACCGAGCUGGGACAAAAUGCAGGGAUGUUUCCGGAAAAUAUUGACUGGGGAAUGCAAGGUACUUUACCCUUCAUAACUUCAAUAAUUCCUAGAGAAUUCAAUUCAUUUGGUCUUACGAAAUUUUCAACAUUUAUAUAG
Messenger RNA from Rhopilema esculentum, 1485 nucleotides. NCBI's taxonomy places the organism in Eukaryota, Metazoa, Cnidaria, Scyphozoa, Rhizostomeae, Rhizostomatidae. The record is from RefSeq and is a predicted model, not a curated record.